AUGCGCCUCGAAAUCAUCGUAGAACGACGGAUCUCCUGUCUAAAAGAUUGCGGUCCCGAAAGCAUUACGGUUAAUGCGUUGACGGCAUUAGCCCUGAAUCGGUACAAUCUGCAUUAUUUUGUUGAGUGCUCUUCGUUUGAAAUCCCAUAUGAUGAAGUUGCAGGUUCAAUUUUAUACUGGGGCACAGUAAUUGCUUGUCAACGUCUGGCUGCCCUUCAGGGACGCGCAAAGCUGGGAGCGGAUACGGGUAAGAAUGCUAGCUCCUCAAACGCUGUCCGAAAACUCAAGGACGCUCCAAUUAACUACAUUAAUAUCGGGAUCCGUCACUGGACGACCUAA
Strongylus vulgaris is the source of this 339-nucleotide messenger RNA. Lineage: Eukaryota; Metazoa; Nematoda; Chromadorea; Rhabditida; Strongylidae. The record is from the annotation of a GenBank genome assembly.